CGAGGACAUUUGGACAACUGCCUAGAAGAUCUGGUCACUUUAGUAGCAGUUGGUGCCAGAAAUCCCUCACAGUCUGGAAAAAGGAGCAGGACUUCAAAACAGACAUCGAAAACAAAGAUGUAAAACUCGAAUCAUCAGGAUGCAAUAAGGAUAACUCCUGAGUCUUGUGGUUUGGCAUACUUCGACACCAUGGCAACAUUUUACAGCUGCCUGCGAGGAAAGAAAUAAGAGAUGAAACGGCGGACAUCAUCACCCAUCUCUAGCACUGGAGGCCCUCCAAGCAGUGAUUGUGGCAUCAUGGCUUCAGGAUCUGCAGACGCCCCCGCAGCCCCUGAGUCAUCAGAUGCACCAGAGGAGUGUCCAGGUGGAAAAAAGAAAUCCAAGUUUCAGACGUUUAAGAACUUUUUUGCAAAGAAGAAGAAGAAAGAGGCUACAGGUCCAGUGGCAGAGAGCGAAAUCCAGUUGAAAUCCAGUCAGUCCAUUGAAGAUGUUAACGUUCCUGAGCCGACUUCCAUCCACACCGACAAAGACAGUGACUGCAGUUCCAAUAUCAACGUAGGAAGCAAAGCCUUGUCAAAGGACAGUGUCUUCACCUCUGAUCCACCCUCUCCUGAGACAAAUGAAGCCCUUCAGUCCUCACAUGACAGCAUUCAUGGCAAAGUCAAAUCCUUACAGAUGCAGCUGAAACAGGCGAUCAGACUUGGCUCUCCUCCAGCGGUGAUCUCCAUAAAGAAGAGUGAGGACGGAGGGGUGGUUUCAGAGGAUGAUGGUCUGCCCUGCAGUCCCCCAGAGUACUCCACAAUCCACACCGUGCUCCCAACUUCCUCUCAGAGGUCGUCAGGUGUGGUCCAGAGGAGUGGCUCUCUUAGUCUGGAGGGAUCAGACAGCGAUGACGACCAGAUGUCUGGGGCUUCAUCGAGACCAGGUACCCCACAAACAUCUAUUCCUGUGGACUUCAGCGAGCCAGCCAGCUCCCUCUCCUGCCUGGACUGUUCUGCUGCCCACCAUCGCAUUGCUGUCAAAUCCAGAGCCUGUGCUAAAAGGAAGCCUGCUAGUAGGGAGAUGUUACAACCCAAGAAAAGAGACCUGAGAGAAAGAGUACUGCUUAGAGACACAGAGGACAAACUGAGAGCUGCAAGAACAAGCACAGGAGAGGAAGAGAAUCAAGAUGAAGAGGAGAUCAAUGAAGUCCAGCACGACUUUCCAUUAAGAGCAUCUGUAUCAGCCGAGGAUGAGGAGGAUCUUCUCAAAGAUCUGCCAGCAUCUUCUCAAAGAUCAUCUACAACAACUUCCGGCUCAGUUGAGGCUUUUGAGGAUGACGAAUGUGUUCCUGACAAAGAUCAGGUCACCAGCUCUGGGAUCUUAGAAUCCUCCUGGGAGAACCCAGUAACACUGGAGCUCCAGACUGAUGACUUUCUGCUGGAUGGAGGAUGUGAGGUUGUCACUAAAGAGCAGGGUUCGCUGCUGGAAGAAGUGCUGAGUUCCCUGAGGGGCCCGCUUGUGUCAGGCCUGGUGCUGGAAUCCGUGGCUACAACUGAACAUAUGGAGGUUAAAGACACAGCAGGGAAAGACGUGCUAGUUAACCUGGAUGCGGACGGUGCAACAGAACACCCUGACUCCACAGAUCCGUUGUCAGUCCUGGAUGACCAGUUACCUGUUGAAAACACUCUUUCUGAAUCAGUCACACUUCUACAAGAGGCAGAGUAUGUUGUACAGGAAGAAGAGGUGCCAGAGGAGCAAGAGUUUGCUGAGGAAGUCCACUUUGAAGAAGAUCUGCGAUUGCAUGAGGGCAGUAUUGAGAAAGAAGAGUAUGAGAUUGAGGAAGACCAGGACAACGGGAAAGACUUGAAGGAGGAAGUACCUGAAGAUCAGGAGAUAACGACUUGUGCUGUGGAGGAAGCAGUCAUGGAGCAGGAGGAUGGGGACACAGAAAUGGAGGAAAAUAUGGAUGAGGAAGAGAAGCAGGAGAAUGAGGAAGAGGCCACAAAGGAAGCUGAUCAAGAGGAAGAGAUACUGAUUGAAGACAACAAAAGCGAGAAAGAUGUUGAGGAAUUAAAUGAAGAAGAAAAAGAUGAUGAUGAUGAUGAAGAUAAUGAUGAUAAGACCAACUAUCAGUCUUAUCCAUUAGAGGAAGAAGAACAAGAGAUCAAAUUAGACGCAGGCAUUGAAAUUGAAAGCUUCCAUGAGAAUGACGAAGGUAGUAUCUUGGCAUCAACAGAGGUUGUGAACCAGCCUGAGGAUCUUAUAGCACAGACGUGUAUUGAGCAACCUCCUUUUGUGGUCAUGACCUCUCUUGAGCUCAGUUUUCCCAAGAAAACCUCACCCCAGCCUAAGGAAACAGAGCAUGUUCUUGAAAUUUUGCAGCAUGACGAUCUGGAACAAUGUGAAGAUCAGUCCACAGAAAGUCUGCAGAUCGAUGAUGAACAUUUUGAGGAUGUUGAUCAAGGGGAAGUGCUGUCUGGGAGUCACCAGUCAAGCACCUCUGAAAGUGCGGUUGCUAAAGAAUCGAUUCAAGAGCUCUCAUACUCUGUGGCAGAUGAUGAACCUGUAUUCAAUAAGUCCUUGAGAGGAGAUCAGUCUUCUGUUUCCAUGACAGCUGAGCAAUCUGCCAGCCAAGAGGAGACUCCGAGUCUGCCAUCAUCACCACUCCAGAGGGAGAUAUCCCAAGCUGAUCAGGACACAACCCCAGAGAACCCCUUUGGAGUCAGACUGAGAAAGACACCGGUUCUGCACCGCUAUGGUUCAGAAGGAGAAACUCCAACUCCCAACACAGAGCAUGUGGAGACACCAAAGUCACCGUUCUUAGAGCAACUUUCCAGGAAACCCAUUUUGCCCAAGAAGCCCGAUCAGGUGGCUGAUGGUGUUGGUAAACCCAAAAGAAGCUCAGAUCUGGCUGGUAAAGCAUCAGUAGAAAGCUCAGAGUCUCCAAUCUGGAUCUCUUUGGCCAGACAGAAGCAGAAGGUCUUCAAAGAGAACUCACUGGACGAAUCACUGGGUGAGACCAAGGUCUUGACUCAGGAGGAAUCUGACACAAAGGGUUUGUUGGAUGAUCUACCAGGUCCGGUUACCAAGGAGCAGCUAAAACCUGCCACUUCUCCAGUUAAAGUGUCAUGUUCUUUAGAGAUAUCCAAACCAGUGCUGGUGGAAAAGGAGAAAAGGAGCAUCAGCCACUCAGUUCCAGCUCCUCUAACCCAGGAUGAGCCUCCAUGGCUGGCGCUGGCCAAGAAGAAAGCCAAAGCCUGGAGUGAAAUGCCUCAGAUUGUGCAGUAAAGACCAAGAAAACACCAGGCUCAAAGCUUCCUUCCAGGACAUUUUGCACACACACAGAAAUGAACUUAUCCAGAAUCUGAAAUGUCUCUAGGUUUCUCAUCUUUCUUUUUUUGCACACAAAUACACACAUCUACCCAGACUUCUAAAACGAUUUAAGUAAUAUAAUCAGAAUUUGUGUCCCCAUUCUAACAUCCUUGGGCACUAAUGGUUAAAAAAAGGACCAGUUUUAAUUGUUAAUGCAGUUAAAGUGGACUUUAAUUAAACCUUCUUCUUUUCUGAAGAAUUCGUUUCCAUGCUCAUUUUAAUCAGUAAUACAUCAUGUAUAAAUAUCUUUACUUUUGUGCCCACGAAAUGAUCCGUUUCUUUUCGUAGUAAAGUAAUUCUAAAGUAAUUUUCGUAUUUAUUUAUCUCAUGUAAUGUUUUAUGCAGUGUUGUUCUAUUUUUGUAUUACCUUUACAGUUGU
Molecule: messenger RNA, 3733 nt
Organism: Tachysurus vachellii
Lineage: Eukaryota; Metazoa; Chordata; Actinopteri; Siluriformes; Bagridae
Exons: 15
Coding region: 232-3270 (1012 amino acids)
Source: RefSeq, a predicted model, not a curated record